CAGAGCAGUGAUAUGAAAACCUUAAUGGUGAUUUAUGAAAUUCUACGUGUAGCCCACGCAUGAGAGGCUACGGCUUUUGGUGGUCGCAAACCUCAUUUUAUCCAACAGGUCUGUCGUACGUGACGUUUGCUGGUCAUUAAUAUGUAGGUAGCUAUUAACAUAUUCAGCAGUUUGAGUAGCAGGCUGUUCUGCAGCGUUCCAUGCGAGUGAGCAAGAAAAGAAAGCUUAGGGUAGUAUCGCGGCUGGUGGAGGAACCAGGGGAGGAAACGUGAAGAAUGGCUAGAAACUGACCGUGUUUUUGUCCAGGAAACAAAUCCGAGAAGCGGGGGGAAGACUCCGAAAAAUAAAAUACUGCAACAACGGACGUGGUCUGCCGCGCUGCGUGAACAUUGACUUGGCUGGGAUCUUGGAUAGCCCAACGUCUGAAGUCCGAGUUUAAUGGGACAGAGAAAACGGAAAAAAACGUUAGGUGUUUAUUUGUUUUCGGUGGUGACUUAGUGUGUGUGGAGCUUGCUGUCCACGCCGCAUGAAUCUCGACAGGAGCAAUUUCGCCUUCUACCUUUUGUUGCUAGAAGAACGCAAGGCAAACAUAGACAAACAUGUUCAUUUUGAGUGUGAGACCAAAACGGAAAGAGAAAUUUUGUAUUUGCACGAUUUAUUCACUAGUCCACUAAUUGAUCAGAUUUGUUGUUCCAGUCGUUGCCGACAGCGAGAAGACGAAUGAGGCCGAUAUUGUCUUCAUUUUAAGAGAAGCAAUCAAACAACCAUUGAUUUGAAUAGCCUACAUUGGCCGUUUGAGCUCUCCCUUAUUUUAAAACAUGAAAAUUCACUUGUCGGUCAUGCGGAUAUUGCUACUCUUUGGAUGGUGUUUCUUACAACAUGGAAUCACCGGCGAAGGGCAAUCGACUCCGGCGACAUGCUCGCCACUCUGCCGCUGCGAGGACGGAGGGGCGGACUGCUCGGGACGGGGACUGACCGCAGUGCCCACCGGCCUAAGCGCUUUUACCUAUUACCUGGACAUCAGCAUGAACAACAUCACAGAGCUUCCUGCAAACGUCUUCCGAAACUUGCCCUACCUAGAAGAAUUGCGACUGGCAGGGAAUGAUUUGGCAUUCAUACAUCCAGAUGCUCUUUCUGGACUUCACCAGCUCAAAGUCUUGAUGUUGCAGAAUAACCAGUUGAGGACGGUCCCCAGUGCUGCCCUGAAAAACCUGCAUUCCCUCCAGUCCCUACGUUUGGAUGCCAAUCACAUCACGGUGGUCCCGGAGGACAGUUUUGAGGGCCUGCAGCAGCUGCGUCACCUUUGGCUGGACGACAACAGCCUGACCGAGGUGCCCAUUGGUCCGCUGCGUCACCAGGGCAACCUGCAGGCGCUGACACUUGCGCUCAAUAACAUUGUGCACAUCCCAGACCACGCCUUCGCCAACCUCACCAGCUUGGUUGUGCUGCAUCUGCACAACAACCACAUCCAGGAGAUUGGCAAGAACUGCUUCACAGGGCUGGGGAACCUGGAGACGUUGGACCUGAACUUCAACAAUCUCAUGAGCUUCCCAGAGGCCAUCCAGACACUGCCCAAACUGAAAGAGCUAGGGUUCCACAGCAACAACAUUGCAGUCAUACCAGAGGGGGCUUUCCAUAAGAACCCACUGCUACGGGCCAUCCAUCUCUAUGACAACCCUCUGUCCUUCGUGGGAGUCACCGCUUUCCAGAACCUCUCCGACCUCAGCUCUCUGAUGCUGCGUGGAGCAAGCAUGAUUCAGGAAUUCCCCAGUCUCACUGGCACAGUCAAGCUAGAGAGCCUCACUCUGACAGGAACCAAGAUCAGCAGCAUCCCAAAUGACCUCUGUGAAGUUCUUAGCCUGCUGCGCACCCUGGAUCUGUCCUACAACCAGAUUCAGGCUCUACCAUCCCUACAAGGCUGUAUGAAACUCCAGGAGAUAAGUCUGCAACAUAACCAACUCCAGCAGAUAGACAGGGACACCUUCCAUGGACUCACUGCCCUGAGGGUCCUAGAUCUGAGCCAAAAUCAAAUCAAGUCCAUCCACAGAGAUGGUUUUCUCUCUCUGAGUGGCCUUACCAAUUUGGACCUGAGUCAGAAUGCUUUGAGUAGUGUUCCUACUGCAGGUCUGACUGCCCUUAACCAGCUCAAGCUCUCAGGAAACCUGCAGAUGAAGCAGCCCCUCUCGGCACAGAGCCUGCCCAAGCUACGGUCCAUCUCUGUCCCCUAUGCUUACCAGUGCUGUGCCUUCAUUGGCUGUGACACCCCCCAGAGCGCCACUCAGGAGGCGGCCAGGAAGAGAGCUUCAGGAGGUGAGGAGGAUGUGGAGCGGGUCUCCCUGGUGAUGCACUGCUCUCCUUCUCCAGGAGCAUUUAAGCCAUGUGACCACCUGCUGGGCAGCUGGAUGAUUCGCCUGACGGUCUGGUUCAUCUGCAUUGUGGCUCUCCUCUUCAACAGCCUGGUCCUGGUGGUCACCUUCAGUCGUCGCGGCGACAGCGCCAGCAUCAGCACCGGCAGCGGCAGCGUGAGCGUAGUCAGCCUGCCCGCGCGUCCCCUCUCGUCCGCCCGGCUGCUCGUGGGCCUACUGGCGGCCGCCAACCUGCUGACGGGCAUGUACACGGCAGCGCUGGUGGGCACAGACGCCUGGGCGUGGGGCCAGUUCGCCCGCGUGGGCGUGUGGUGGGAGGGCAGUGCCGCGUGCGCCGCCCUGGGCGCGCUGGCCGUCUUCUCGGCCGAGUGGGCCGUGCUGCUGCUGGCGCUGGCGGCCGUGGAGCGGAGCCUGGCCGUGCGGGCGCUCCUGGGCAAGGAGGCGGGCGUGGGCGGAGGCGCCGGUCACCGCGGCGGCGUCUUGCGCGGGAGCGGAAUGCGCCGGAGGUUCGGCUGGGCCGCGGCUCUCCUGGCCGCGCUGGCCGCUGGCGCGGGGCUGCUCACACUGCUGCCGGCCAGCAGCGGCGGCGACAGUGCCGGCGGAGAGGGCGCGACGUCACCGGCGUCCAUGGCGGCGUCGCCGCUGUGCCUGCCGUUCUCGGGCGCGUCGGAGCGCGACGGCCGCUGGCUGGGCGUGGCGGUGGCCCUGACGCUGCUCAACGCGCUGGCGUACUUGCUGACCGCCGGCGUGUACACGCGGCUGUACUGCGGCCUGGGCCGCGCCCAGCUCGCCGACCCUGAGCAGGCGGCCGCCGUGCGCCACGUGGCCUGGCUCAUCUUCACCAACUGCCUCUUCUUCUGCCCGGUGGCCGCCUUCUCCUUCAGCCCCCUGCUGGCGGCGACGGGCACUGCGGCCGGCGCGCCGGACAUCGCCAAGUCGGUGCUGCUCAUCUUCUUCCCGCUGCCCGCGUGCCUCAACCCCGUGCUCUACGCCUUCUUCAGUCCAGCCUUCCGGGAGGACUGGCUCCACCUGCGGGGCCGAGGCCGGAGCAGCGGCGUCACCACGGCGACCAUGGGGGGAUGCUGCGGGGCGGCCAGGGGAGGCUCCAAGUGGGACGACGAAGAUGACGUGUCACAGACUGGCAGAGGUUACGCGUGCGGGUACCGGCAGCUGGGCAUCGCACCGGCAGUGGCGUGCCAGAGAUGCUGCCAGGUGGCGCUGCUGGCGAGGAACUCUUCGUCGUCCGCCUCGCCCUCCUCCUCCUCCUCCUCUUCCUCGUCUGGCUGCAGACACCUGGUCAAGUCGCACAGCUGCCCCGCCCUGGCUCCUGCCGGACAUACCCACCACCACCAUCACCACGCUCCUCACGGCCUGCCGGCGCGCCCCGAGGGCUUGUGGGAGAGCGGCACGCCGUCGGCGCAGUCGGAGUACGCAGACGAGGGCGACUCGCUGGUGUCGGACAGCUCCGAGCAGGUGCAGGCGUGCGGACGAGCCUGCUUCUGCCACAGCCGCGGACUGCCCCUCGUCCACUACUCUUACAACCAGCCCCGCGGCAAAGACUGAGCGCUCACACACACACACACACACACACACAGACACACACACACACACAAAUGUUAUAAUUAGCCCCAAAGCAAACACUGAGCACACAGACACACACACACAUACAUACACACACACACACACACACACACACGCACAUUACUCUUAUAACCAGCAUCAAAGCAAAGACUGAUCACUCACGCAUGCACACACACACACAAACACACAAACACACAUAGCCACACAUGCACAUACCUGCAUAAUAAACUAAAUACCG
Alosa sapidissima (American shad) is the source of this 4185-nucleotide messenger RNA. RefSeq names its product leucine-rich repeat containing G protein-coupled receptor 4 (gene lgr4). Gene Ontology annotation, biological process: G protein-coupled receptor signaling pathway. Gene Ontology annotation, molecular function: protein binding; G protein-coupled receptor activity. NCBI's taxonomy places the organism in Eukaryota, Metazoa, Chordata, Actinopteri, Clupeiformes, Clupeidae. The transcript has 19 exons. The coding region runs from base 819 to 3929 and encodes 1036 amino acids. The record is from RefSeq and is a predicted model, not a curated record. Gene Ontology annotation, cellular component: membrane.